CAUGGCAGCGCCGUGCAAGUAGGACCCAAUCCGUACGGUAGCCCGGACAGCCCAGGCCUAUUGCCCUACGUCCCUACACGCUUUUCCCACCUUCAAAUCUCAAUAAAUUCUCACCACCCCCCUCUUCCCUUCCCUCACUACUCAUUUCACGUUUUCCCUUCCAAGCCCAAUUAUUCCUCCUCUGCUUUUCUGCUUCUUGUCUUUUGCUCUCCUCUAAGGCGUAGACGCGCAGUAUAUGAGAGAUAGAGAUGGAGAAUCAAGAAUAUAAGUCCCAUCACUCUGAUGCGUCGCGGCCAUCUAUAGGGUUCCCUCUGGGCACGGCGUUGCUGUUGAUCAUCAUAUUCUGUUUAAGUGGGUUCUUCUCCUGCUGCUACCACUGGGAAAGACUCCGCUCUCUCCGUGGAUCUUUCUCCGAAGAUACCGAUCCUGAUACUGAUACAACCCCUGAAUCACCUUCCAAAUCUAAACCCACCAACACGGACUCGAAGCUAAACAAGAGUGACAGCUUACCAGUGGUAAUGCCCGGAGAUCGAAUUCCAAAGUUCAUAGCUUUGCCUUGUCCUUGCGAACCGGGGCGACCGGAGAAGAUUGCCUUAGUGGUUCACAACCCUCUGCCACCACCACCACCUUCUCGACCACCGCCGCCUCCUCUACCAAUACCUUAUUAUAUAUGAAGAUUGAAAAUUUUCCACUUUGUUCUUCCUUUCUUUUGAUGCUCUCAAUAGUGUAUACAAAAUUGAAAUUACAGAAUGGAAAUUUUCUCUAUUUGAUUUUA
Molecule: messenger RNA, 775 nt
Organism: Macadamia integrifolia
Lineage: Eukaryota; Viridiplantae; Streptophyta; Magnoliopsida; Proteales; Proteaceae
Exons: 2
Coding region: 249-674 (141 amino acids)
Source: RefSeq, a predicted model, not a curated record